Messenger RNA from Merops nubicus (carmine bee-eater), 635 nucleotides. It is a transcript of the gene CALB2, whose product is annotated as calbindin 2. Gene Ontology annotation, cellular component: nucleus; terminal bouton; dendrite. The annotation marks the transcript as partial. Gene Ontology annotation, molecular function: calcium ion binding. The transcript is spliced from 9 exons. The record is from RefSeq and is a predicted model, not a curated record. Gene Ontology annotation, biological process: regulation of presynaptic cytosolic calcium ion concentration; regulation of long-term synaptic potentiation. NCBI's taxonomy places the organism in Eukaryota, Metazoa, Chordata, Aves, Coraciiformes, Meropidae.
GGGGGGUCUUACUGCAUCUUUUUUUCCCUUCCCCAGGAAAUGGCUACAUCGAAGGCAAAGAGCUGGAAAACUUCUUCCAGGAGCUGGAAAGCGCGAGGAAGGGGGCGGGAGUGGACUCCAAGUACGACGAUUUGGGUGACAAGAUGAAGGAGUUCAUGCACAAGUACGACAAGAACUCAGAUGGCAAAAUCGAGAUGGCAGAGCUUGCCCAGAUCCUGCCCACGGAGGAGAAUUUCCUGCUGUGUUUCCGCCAGCAUGUGGGUUCCAGCUCGGAGUUCAUGGAGGCUUGGCGCAGGUACGACACCGACCGCAGCGGCUACAUCGAAGCCAACGAGCUCAAGGGCUUCUUGUCAGACCUGCUGAAGAAGGCGAACCGGCCCUACGACGAGCCCAAGCUGCAGGAGUACACGCAGACCAUACUGCGGAUGUUUGACAUGAAUGGCGACGGGAAGCUGGGCCUCUCGGAGAUGUCCCGACUUUUGCCUGUGCAAGAAAACUUCCUUCUGAAGUUUCAGGGGAUGAAGCUCUCCUCGGAGGAGUUCAACGCCAUCUUUGCCUUCUACGACAAGGACGGGAGCGGCUUCAUCGAUGAGAACGAGCUGGAUGCGCUCUUGAAAGACCUGUAUGAGAAGAAU